AUGAGACUGCUGCUCCUCAUAGCGGCCUUAGUGCCAUUUGUGUUAUCACAGUACUACAUGCAACAACAGGUCCGUCCUGUCAUGCAACCUCAGCAACAGAGAACAAUGUAUUAUCCAGUGAGGACUAAUUGCCAGAACAGAUGUAACCAGCAGACUAGGUAUAGGUGGAAUGUGAGACCAACAAAUAUCCGACCAAAUGUUCAAGUGCAAAUCCGUACUCUUCCAUCAGCACCUGGACCAAUUAGACCAGUAGUGAACCCAGUUCCAGUUCCACUCCCAACUCUUCCAACACCACCACCAAGUACAUUGCCUCCAAUCACAUACCCAAGAACUACUGCUGGUGUACCAAUCACUACACCACAAACAACAACCGAGACUACCACUCAGCCACCAACAACCACCACUACUCUUGAAACUCCUGCUCCUGAGUCAACUCCAUCUAUGGCUCCAUCGCAUACUGACCCAACUCCAGCACCCGAGACAACUGUUGCCCCCACAACAAAGUACUUGCGUCCUGAGCGCAAACAAACAAAAGCCAAAUACUUCAACCCAUGCGCUGUCGGUCAGCCACUUCUUAACGAAUUCUCCACUCCCAUCUCAUGCAACUACUUGAACCAACCAAACGGCGGAUGCCCUGAAGAUCAUUUCUGUCAUACUGGAGCAUCAUUCUCAACCACAGCGUGUUGUCCAUUAAUAUCUUCAGAAGACAGAUGUGCUCAGAGGAGAGAUACUGGAGAGGGAGAUGAACUUGUAGCAAGAUGGUACUUUGACAGUCAAGCAAAGGAAUGCAGACGUUUCUUGUACAAGGGAAUCCGCGGAAAUGCUAAUAACUUUGUCACCAAAGCUCAAUGUGUUGAUGCAUGUGAAGCAGGAACUGUGACAGAUGAGACCAACCCUUGCAAGUUCAGUAACGCAGCUACAUUCAAAAAUGGUAGUCGCAUCAUUUGCGGUCCAAACGAUGACUCGAUGUGUCCGAACGGAUAUUACUGUCAUAUCGGAGAGAACCCGGAACUGACUGCUUGCUGCGAGAACAGUGGACUGACCGAUCCUUGCUUACUCUCAAUCAAUAUCGGUCAAGGUAAAGCUCUUCUCAAAAGAUUUUACUACAACACGUUCUCGAAGAGAUGUACUGAGUUUAUAUACAAAGGAACGAAGGGAAAUGAGAACAAUUUCUUGUCUUAUACACAGUGUCAAGAAAAAUGUCAAAAGUGGGAUAACCCAUGUCCAGUAGCUGUUAACUACGCUCAGAAGAAAGAGUGUGGAAUGGAAUCUAACAAUGGAACUGAAUGCAGUGCUGGACAAUGGUGUCAUAUCGGAGCCACCAAGGAAACCUCUGUCUGUUGCCCAGGAGCUUCACCAGACCCAUGCUCGCUCCCAAUGUUUAGCGGAGAAGGGACCGGAAAUCUGACUAGAUGGUAUGCUGAUCCAGCUGACAAGUCAUGCAGCAGACAAUGCAAAUCAUUCACUUACAACGGAUCCAAAGGAAAUCAAAACAACUUCCUCACUAAACAACAAUGCGAGUCAAAAUGCAAACGCGAGUGUAAGAACCCAUGUGGAUCUGGAACAAUGCUGAUGACACCAACGAAUGAACCACGUAUCUGUAGCCCAAGUUCACCAUGUCCGAGCUCUCAUUGGUGUCACGUUGGAAUAACUCCAGACACCACAGUUUGCUGCUCUGCUGUCCAGAAUACUUGUGAACUCCCAAUGACUAGAGGAUAUGGAAACUCUCAUUUGACCAGAUGGCAUUUUGACAAGAACUUGAACAAAUGCGUCAAAUUCAUUUAUAGUGGAGAGGGCGGAAACCAAAAUAUGUUCCUCACUCAAGAAGAUUGUUUGUCUAUCUGUCCAGUGUUCGAGAAUCCAUGUGGAAAUGGAAAACCACUUUUGAUUGGAGCCAAGCCAAAACUUUGCUCACCAGAUGAGAGAUGUCCAUCAACUCAUUUCUGUCACAUUGGAGUCGAAGGAUCUGAAAAUUACUGCUGCCCAAAACACGGUGACCCAUGUCAACAAUCAUUGGCCACUGGAACCGGAGGAUUUUCAAUUACCAGAUACUAUUACGACAAGGAAACCCGCAGAUGUCGUGACUUUGUAUACGAAGGACAAAAAGGAAACGCUAAUAAUUUCUUGACCCUCGAAGAUUGUGGACUUGUGUGCCCAGUCCUUCCAAACCCAUGUAGUAUGGGAGAGCCUCUGCUCAGCAUUCAGAAAGAACCAGUCAUUUGCGGCGGAGAAGACACCUGUCCAAACGGAUACUAUUGUCAUGUCGGAGGAGCCCCAGAAACCACCAACUGUUGUCCUGGAACUCGCCGUCCAUGUGAUCUAUCACUUGAGGUCGGCCAAGGCGUUGAGAAACUCGAGCGCUGGUUCUUCGAUGGAGGAAUUCAAAUGUGUCGUCCAUUUGUUUACAAGGGAAUGAAAGGAAACUCGAACAACUUCCUAACCAAACAGUCGUGCCGACAGGCUUGCAAGGAAAUGAACCCGUGCGGUUAUGGGGAUCCACUCGUUGACACUGCUGGAGAACGAAUUUUGUGUACUGGUGGACAGAGAGUUGAUAGUUGCCCAACAAACAGUUACUGUCACGUUGGAUCCAGUGCGCUUACCACUUUGUGUUGUCCAAAGAGAAAGAUUGACCCAUGUGAUCAAGCUGUCGAAGAAGGAACCGGAUCUGAAGAUUUGCCAAGAUGGUUCUUCGACCGCAAACAAAACAGAUGUGCUCCAUUUACAUACGGAGGAGUUGCUGGAAACGAGAAUAACUUCAUAAGUCAAAACACUUGUAUGGAUGCCUGUCCUGAAUACAGAAACUACUGUCCACAUGGAAUUCCAUUGAUUGAAAGUUCAACAGUCACUUCAUGUGGAAUUGAUAAGGGAUGUCCAGAAGGAUUCAUCUGUCACAUGUCUUCAGAAUUCAAUGUCUCUAUUUGUUGCCAGGACCCAAUGGACUUCUGCUUAUCAGCCCGCGAUUCUGGACCAUGUAACAAUUUCGAAAAACGAUAUGGUUACGAUGCGAAUACCGAUACUUGCGUUGAAUACCAAUACGGAGGAUGUGAGGGAACAUUGAAUAACUUCCACUCUCUUCAAAGAUGUACUGAAAUUUGUUGCAAAGAGUACAAGAGAAGACACCGAUUGUAA
This is a messenger RNA of Caenorhabditis remanei, 3129 nucleotides long. RefSeq lists its product as uncharacterized. Bases 1 to 3129 code for a protein of 1042 amino acids. NCBI's taxonomy places the organism in Eukaryota, Metazoa, Nematoda, Chromadorea, Rhabditida, Rhabditidae. The record is from RefSeq and is a predicted model, not a curated record. Gene Ontology annotation, molecular function: serine-type endopeptidase inhibitor activity. The transcript has 12 exons.